AUGAACUGCGGCGAAGGGGAGGGGAGCGUCUGGCAGUUCCUGCGCCGCCGUCGCGAAGACAGCCCCGCUCUCUUGCGCCUUGAACGCCAUUGCGCCGUGCAGCACGCGCACAAGGCUGGCCGGAUCCACCCGGCGGCGUGUGUCGCCGCGGCACGUAACAAUGGCACGAACAACCAUGAGUUACGGUCACCCGGCGGGGUGCUCGGUGGACGGUCAUCCUGCCAUGGGAGCGCAGGUGGACGACCUCUUGGCGGGGAUGGGCUUCUUCGACCAGCGUUGGGGCCGCCUCGCCAGAGCGACCAGACUAGCGUGGGCUCGCGGCGCGAGCUGCAUUUGAGCCAUCGCGCGGAACACCGCGCGGCGACGUUUCGCCGCGUCUGGGUCGUCUCGUGGGGACGGUCGUGGAGACGCGCAUGCGAUCCCAAGCCAACGGCACAAUUGGGCAUCAUGUGGCCAGGCGGUCAGCAGGCAGCGCGCGACUCCUUCAUGGUGUGCGCGCGUGCAAAUUCGUCUGUCAAGGACGGUGCCAAUGAGGGCGCCAAGGACCGGAGAAGAUUGUUACAGCGUGGAGCGGCACACAUGAGCGGCAGCAGCGGCUCGCAGACGGAAGGUCAGGCAAGCUGGGGAAUUGGUCGAGCAAGCGACCGUGGCUGA
Messenger RNA from Symbiodinium natans, 654 nucleotides. Lineage: Eukaryota; Dinophyceae; Suessiales; Symbiodiniaceae. The record is from the annotation of a GenBank genome assembly.